Messenger RNA from Capra hircus (goat), 460 nucleotides. Its product is annotated as major allergen I polypeptide chain 1-like. NCBI's taxonomy places the organism in Eukaryota, Metazoa, Chordata, Mammalia, Artiodactyla, Bovidae. The record is from RefSeq and is a predicted model, not a curated record. Gene Ontology annotation, cellular component: extracellular region. Gene Ontology annotation, molecular function: steroid binding. Bases 53 to 460 code for a protein of 135 amino acids. The transcript is spliced from 3 exons.
GCACAGGCAUAAAAGGGCUCCAGGUGAGUAGGGAGCACCUGCCACCAGCACCAUGACGCGGGCUGGAGCUCUCCUGCUGCUCUGCGCUGCCUUGCUCCUCAUCGCGGGUGGAAAGUGUGAUGACAUCUGCCCACCCUUGAGGGACACGGUUGACCUGUUCAUAUCGGGAAGACAUGGGGCCUAUAUUGAACAAGUUGAAAAGUAUAACAAAACCUCUGAUGUACCGGAAACUGCCGAUACCCUAAAGAGCUAUGCUGAUAAGAGUUUGACAGCCGAGGAUAAGCAGGAUGCUCUCAGUACUCUGGUGGGUCAGGCUGUGUAUAAAUGUGCCUGUGGGGACUGUGUGGGGACCAAAGGUCUGAAGCGCACUCUACAUUAUGAGGACAACAGCAGCCAUAUUCCACUUGGAGGGCCUUCUACCAUCCCUGGCCAGUGCUCCUCAGGACUGCCAAGGCCAUAA